Messenger RNA from Fusarium vanettenii 77-13-4, 1038 nucleotides. RefSeq lists its product as uncharacterized. The record is from RefSeq and is a predicted model, not a curated record. The transcript has a single exon. Bases 1 to 1038 code for a protein of 345 amino acids. Gene Ontology annotation, molecular function: hydrolase activity. NCBI's taxonomy places the organism in Eukaryota, Fungi, Ascomycota, Sordariomycetes, Hypocreales, Nectriaceae.
AUGCCCCAACCCACGCCCCUCACGUCUUGCCCGGAAUGUUUCGACCCGUCAACAAUCCCCUCCGAAUCCAGGGCGUUCAAUCAAAAGCUGAUUGAACUUGCUCUCAGUGCUCCCAAGUGGACGGAAGUGGGAGCUGCCGAGUAUCGGCGUCUACGCGCGGCUGGGAAAACUGUUCUCCCUGGUCCAACUCUCCUGGCAUCCGCAACCGCGUUCCAGAUACCUUCGCGCGACCCGGAUCGCCCUAUUCCAUGCCGACUCCUCAGGCCGCAGAACAACAAGCCUUUGUGUGCCGUUUUCAUGCACAUCCAUGGUGGCGGGUGGGUGCUGCAGGACGAAACAUACCAAGACCCGAGGCUACAGGCCAUAGCUGAUGACCACGGCCUGCUCUGCAUCUCGGUCGGCUACCGGCUCGCACCUGAGCAUCCUUUCCCCGCGGGACCCGAGGAUUGUUACGAUGCUGCAGAAUGGCUCGUAGCCAACGCUGAGGAAAUCCUUGGGGCGCCACUGGGUUUCAUCGGUGGGGAGUCUGCCGGCGCGCAUUUGUCGAUGCUCACAACUAUCCAUUUGCUACAGCAUGAUAAGGUUGAAUUCUCCAGCUUUCGCCUCAGAGGCAUUAUGCUUCAUUUUGGCUGUUAUAGCGUGGACUGGACGCCGAGAGUCUAUUCAUACCGCCGAGGACAAUCCUGUCUCGUUCUGGACCGGGACAGUGUGACUGACUUCCGGGAGGCAUUCCUACCAGACUGUCCGCCCGAGACGCUGAAGGAUCCUCGCGUUAGCCCUCUCUAUGCGGAUCUGGAGAGCUUGAGAGGAAGGCUACCCUCGGCUCUCUUUACGUGCGGCACUGAGGACUGCCUCCUGGACGAUACGUUGUUCAUGAACUCCAAAUGGUUGGUGGCAGGUGGCGAGUCGGUCCUUUGUAUUAUACCGGGUGCGCCGCAUGGUUAUAUUAUGUUCCCCCGACACUUGGUUGGGAGCGGUGCUGAGGCAGGAAUGCGGGCUGUUGAUGAUUUCCUGGCAGUAAGAACCAAGAUUGAUUAA